Messenger RNA from Megalobrama amblycephala (Wuchang bream), 1274 nucleotides. RefSeq lists its product as uncharacterized. The record is from RefSeq and is a predicted model, not a curated record. The transcript has 4 exons. Gene Ontology annotation, biological process: protein ubiquitination. The coding region runs from base 297 to 791 and encodes 164 amino acids. Lineage: Eukaryota; Metazoa; Chordata; Actinopteri; Cypriniformes; Xenocyprididae. Gene Ontology annotation, molecular function: ubiquitin protein ligase activity.
CAAAGAGAGCUUUGCUUGAUGUGUCAAUGGGGGAGGAGAAAGGCAGAUAUCACCUCCCCCACGACUCCACAGCCUCUUUAAAACGCGCGGCUCUUAUUCACACUGACAGCAGAGCCAGUUUGCUCUUAUUCACACACCCACUAAUUCUCACUCAGAGUUAAUCUUCUGACAAAGAUCUGCAACAGCCCAUACAGAGAACUGAAUUACUAUUCAUUGUUCUAGUACGCUAAACACUUUCCAGAAGACAGAACUACAAAAUCAUUAUAUCAUCAAUAUAAAAGUACCAGUUUUCAGCCAUGGUGCUGUUUGAGGAUCAAGAAUGUGGGGUCUGUUACCUGCGUUACUCUCGGCUCGACCGCGUUCCCAGAACUCUCCACUGUAACCACACAUUCUGCACGCCCUGUCUGGAGAUAAUGGGGCUGCAUUACAGCAGCCUGCGCACCAUUCGCUGCCCCCUCUGUCGUCAGGUGACUUGUCUGGACCGUGGGGUCAGCUUGCAGGAGGCUCUUUUUGUCAAUAGCCAACUGUGGGACAACAUUUGUGAUGAACAGGAGGAGGAAGAGAACGAGAGACAGCAGGAAAAGGAGGAAGAGGGGAAAAACUCUAAUAUACAGGAGCUGCCCUCAUCACAGGCUGAAUGUCCAGUGCCAAAACAAUACAGACCUAAAUUCCGACUCCCAUCUUUCCUGAAGAGAAUUACUUUUUCCAGACACCCUGAAGAAAGGAUUGUUCCCACCUGCAAUGUACAAAUGAUGUCAUGGCGAAGGAUUUCAUCAGAAGAGAUAUUCUGAAAAGCAAGACAGACAUCAACAGUGGAUUAACAAUAUCAACAAUAGACUUUCGCCGUCUGUUUUGCUGCUGACAUUAAAAGUGUUUGCCAUGUGCUAAUUAUGCCUGGCGUACUGAAAAAGCAGGAGCAACAGUCGGCCGUGGACAGGGUCCUUUAAACAAACACAAUCCCCUCCAUGUGCUUCUCCGACUGCAUUUUCCACUUGAAUAGCUACAAGCCUGCAUCCCGCUCCUCCAUCUGAGGGGAGCUUCUCAUUAGAUAUUCCACCCUUAAUCCAUCCCAGCUGCUGAGGCCGGAUUUGUUUCAGUUGUCCCGAGAGGGAGAGGGUCCCAGAUGCGAAGCAAGACUUUUGGAGCAGAUGGCAUCUCGUGAAAGAUUCUGACCACCCCCUGUGUCUCAAAUAGACUAUUUAAGUUAUUUUAAUAUAACUUUGCUAUUUAUGUAAUUUAUUAAUUACUGUAAAUAAAAAAUUUUGAUUGCUAAA